Cetraspora pellucida is the source of this 579-nucleotide messenger RNA. The record is from the annotation of a GenBank genome assembly. NCBI's taxonomy places the organism in Eukaryota, Fungi, Glomeromycota, Glomeromycetes, Diversisporales, Gigasporaceae.
AUGGAUUCGAGGCCUCUCCCACCAGAUACAACAAAGCAACCUCCUGUAAGUACCUGGGAUGAUCCUCGAGAUGCUUCUCAGCCACAAUCGUCAACACAGAGUCAAGGUUUAUACCCUCCUCUUCAGGAUAAUCAAUAUAAUCCUCCAAACUUUCCGCAACCGCAACCACAACCACAAACUUAUCUAUCUCCACCACCAUCUUAUUCUCAACGACCACAUUCUUAUCAUGGAGAAACACAAUCUUAUCAACCUCAAUCUUAUCCUCCACAACCUUAUCAAUCAUCCCAAUCAGGUGCUCCUAAAAAGAAAAAGAAAAAUAUAUGGGAUAAACUAGGCUUAGGCAAGUUUGGCUCUUCAUCUUCCUCUAAUCCUGGAAAUAACAGCAAUUUUUCUUCCGCUAAUUAUGGGAAUAGCGGUAAGAAACAUAAUUUUUCUUCAAUGGCGUUAGGUGGUCUUGGAGGAGCCUUGCAUCUAAAUGACUAUUUUUCUUUUGUUAUAAGUGACACUAAAGGAGAAACUCCGGAGAUCUACAAGAAUUCGCGUUUUUCUGAUUAUGUUUCGGAUAAUGCUGAACGUUAA